Molecule: messenger RNA, 1416 nt
Organism: Ceraceosorus bombacis
Lineage: Eukaryota; Fungi; Basidiomycota; Exobasidiomycetes; Ceraceosorales; Ceraceosoraceae
Source: the annotation of a GenBank genome assembly
UCUUGGUGAGAUUCGAUGAUGUAAAGGUGCGAGCGCGAAUGCAGGAGAUUGUGUUAUCGAGGAGAGGAAGUCGCACAGAGCUGAAAGGUGUGGGGGCCAGGUGUGUAUCGAUCCGAGAGGCGAUGAGGUGACGUUUAUGUAGGCGAGCAGUUGAGGCGAGAGCGCGAGGUGGUGACAGCAGUUGGCUCAUCUUCCGACAGCGAGAGAAUGGUUGUGGAGCAGUUGAGACCCAUCUGACGAUUGAGGCUGAGAAGCAAUCUGAGUGCAGCACCCUGAACACCAACCAGCCUGCGGGUGCGAGUCCGUGCUGAGGGUCCUUCGAGCAAACCCGCCGACGCGGGGUACCCAUCCAGCUGCAUAUGCUGCUACACUCCACUCGUGAGUCGCGAAUGGAGAAAAAGGGUGUGCGCGGCAUCUGCAUGCUGGAUGGACCGGCCGGUAAACAGCGUGCGCCCCGCAAGCAGAGUUCAAGCGCGGGCGGUCGUGAUCAUGUGGAGGCUUGACCCGCGCUUUCCAACGACCGUACGCUCGAUCAGAGCGCCCUGCUGCUGAUGAUGGAUGGAUGUACGGUGAGUCACGAUUGCAGUCACGAGUCGUGAGAACGUGCAGCUGUCACAGCCUUGACUCGCUGAUACGAAGAGCGGCCUGUGACGACUAGGGCCAAGCUGUUUCAGCCACAUGACGCUCGCAUUCCAUCAGACAUGAUAAUGAUAUGUUGCUGCGGCGCGAGAUCGCAAUAUAGCAAGAGCUCCUGAGACACCAUUUGUUUCGUCCGGGUCGAAGUACGCCUCGGCGCAGACAGUGAGAGCUGCGGUCUAGCUAUGCCCGUGGAUGGAAAGCCGACAGAGCCGCGUCAGACAUGAACUUGCGGUGAGUCUUGGCAGUCUCAAAGCUCCUCGGUGUGCCGUUGCUGUGUAGAGGAACGCAAGUAACAGAGCUGCUGUGAUUGGCAGAUGGCUUUGUCGGACGGUGAGAGAGGGAGGACACUGGUCUCAGUUGGCUCCCCUUGUUAUACCCCCCUUGUGAUCACCGCGAUGCGUCUCGCGCUACCGAUGUGCUGCAUGGAGUGAUGGCAGCAUUCGUCGCAGAGGUAUCGUGAUCGAGAGCUCAGCCCAGUUGAAGCCUGUCUUUGACCAUCUGAUGUGCAUAAACUGGUUCGAGCCGCAUGCUUCUACCCGAAUCACGAAUGGUAAAUGCUCACGGCAACUGCUUGGAAACAGCGGCUUUUUCUCGAGCCCGGGCGCAUUCCUGGCUAUCGUCCAUGCAUGGGUGUUCACCGAGGCGUGGAUACAUGCUUGGCAACACAUAUCAAGAAUGGCAGCUUCGUGCGCGGAGUGAAAGCAAGGGAGGCCGAAUGGGAGUGAGCCCGCUCUCGACGACGCCGUCAACCAUGGGCGCAAAGGCUAAGCGGCCCAG